CUAGGGGUCAUUGUUUACAUCCAUCCAUACGUGCCAUUGCUGCCUGUCAGUGUGUGAAACAAACAUCUCGGCGCUGCUUUUCCUCCACCUUCUGCCUGAGAGCAUUCACCCCGAGGCUGCAGCACCUGAUCCACACACAGAGAAGAGAUCACUCUAGAGAGGGGAGAACCUGGUGGAUUUUUAACAGUGAAAUCAAUUUCUGCUUAGAUCCUUCAAAACCAACCGCCACCAUUUCACCUCCAACAGCCAUGUACAGCUCCAGCUACUCCCGGGCCAAGUUCGGCCUGGAGGCGAGGGAGUCGCUGCACAAGCCCAGAGGGAAGAGCUGCGGCUACUACCUGAGGAUCAUCUUCUUCUUCUCCUCCCUCAUCCAGUCCCUCAUCAUCGUCAGCCUGGUGCUCUUCCUCAUCUACGGACAGCCAGAGAAGACAGCAGAGGAGAGGAGGGUCAAGGAGCUGGAUCUGAACUUAAACAAGCUGACUGAGGACAACAUGCAGCUGAGGAAGGAGAAAGCCGAUCUGGGAGCUCAGCUGACAGCUCAGCUGACAGCCUGCACGACAGAGAAAACCGCUCUGGAGGCAGAGCUGACCAAGCUGAAGAUUGACUACAACAACACAGAGCGCACGCUGAAGGACAAAGUAGCCAGCUGCGAGAGAAUGAGUGCAACAACAAUCAAAAUGAUUAACCUACGCCCGAGCCCUCCCGUCCAGCCCCCCAUCAUGGUCACCUCCAGUGGUGAGGUGAAGACUCUGCAGAGCCUCAACGCGCAGCAGAAAGCCAUGAUAGAUCUCAUUCAGGCUAAUUUCACUCAGACUGUUCAGUACCUGGCCAAUGAUAGAGACAACGCCCUGAAAGAUCGAGACACCUACCACCAAGACGUCAUCGUCCUGCGCCGGGACAACACAAUGCUGAACGAGCAGCUCACCGCCUACACCAGAAAGUGCAAAGAGGACUUCGCUAACUCUCUGGACGGGAUCCAGUCAGUAACCAGGGACUUCCUGAACAGGAUCAAUAACCUGUUCCCCAACCAGAUGACCUUUCACCUCACCUGUGACAGCCAGAACGAGCAGAUGGAGAAGAUCAGAAGCAGCUGCACCAACCUGUCCAGAGACGUGGAGAACAAGUUCCAGCUGUAUUUGGACAAAGUGGGCAACAAGGUGGCAGAUAUCCAGGCCCUGUCCAGUCGUCUGGAGGUAAAAACCUCUCACUUGACCUCUGACCUGCAGAUGUGUGAACGCAGACGCAGUGAGAUAGAAGUCGAGACGUCCAAACAGCUACUGCAGAAGCAAAAGACUCAUGAUGACACGAUGGAGAAGUUAUUGGUUGAGAAGAACAAUCUGAGAGAACAGAAGAGACUGCAGGAGGAAGCUCUGGCCCUGAGAGUAAAAGAACUUCAGACCCUCCAGAGAAUGCUCCCAAACGCUCCGUCCAACUUUAAGCCCACUGUUCUGAAACCUGCCGGACUUCAGGCGGCACCAAAGCAGAACGGACCGACGUGGCCCUCUGUGGGAGCUCCAAGCAUCAGCAAAACCCCAACGGUGAGAUGAGAUGCAGUGUCUCAGAAACAUCAGGAGGCUGCAGAGAUGACCGAUCACCUCAAAGGAUCUUAAACGGACAUGUACAUAUUCUCAACACACUUCAACACACCCUGUAAAUAUUCAGAGUCCACAUUCAUGUCAUACUUAGUGUUGUUGGUCUUUGCAUGCUUUGUUUAAGUUUGUGAUUUCUAUAAAUAUUUGUUGUGCAGUUUAAUGUAAAAAUACGACACUGGUGUAAAUAUUCUCUAUUGUGUGUCACUCAUGUGUGGCCGUUAAAUCUUGUGUGUACUGUGAAAAAUAAAACACAUGUAACCAAA
This is a messenger RNA of Notolabrus celidotus (New Zealand spotty), 1855 nucleotides long. It is a transcript of the gene plvapb, whose product is annotated as plasmalemma vesicle associated protein b. Gene Ontology annotation, cellular component: caveola. Gene Ontology annotation, biological process: regulation of vascular permeability; positive regulation of cellular extravasation. The coding region runs from base 249 to 1547 and encodes 432 amino acids. The record is from RefSeq and is a predicted model, not a curated record. Lineage: Eukaryota; Metazoa; Chordata; Actinopteri; Labriformes; Labridae. The transcript has 9 exons.